Pneumocystis carinii B80 is the source of this 2237-nucleotide messenger RNA. RefSeq lists its product as hypothetical. Gene Ontology annotation, biological process: mitotic chromosome condensation. The transcript has 9 exons. The record is from RefSeq and is a predicted model, not a curated record. The coding region runs from base 47 to 2194 and encodes 715 amino acids. Lineage: Eukaryota; Fungi; Ascomycota; Pneumocystomycetes; Pneumocystales; Pneumocystaceae. Gene Ontology annotation, molecular function: chromatin binding. Gene Ontology annotation, cellular component: condensin complex.
UAUAUUUAUAUUUUAAACCAGUUUAAACGAAAAAAAACGGUUAAAAAUGGUUAAUCAGCACAAAAGAGCACUAUCAAGACAUCAAUUUGGAUCGUCAUCAUCUAAAAGAACAAGAGUUCCAUCAGCACAACAUGUUCCAUUAAAUGAUGAUGUUGAGGAGAAGCAGUUGCGUCGAAAAGAGCGCACAGAACAUGAUGAAAAGAAUCGAAAUAUGCUUAUUACUCCAUCAACGCCUUAUAAACAAAUGAAAUCUAGAAUGAAUUCACCAAAUACAACAAAUAAUACGGAUAUUUCAUUUUCUGGGUUUACAUCGGCUCCUAAAGUUCCAAUACUUGCUAAUUUUGAAGAAUGGAUGAAAAUGGCUACUGAUAAUAAAAUUAAUGCAACUAAUAGUUGGAAUUUUGCACUUAUUGAUUAUUUUCAUGAAAUGACGUUUUUGAGGGAAGGAGAUGGCAUCAAUUUUCAAAAAGCGUCAUGUACAUUAGAUGGAUGUGUUAAAAUUUAUACAUCAAGAGUUGAUUCAGCAGCAACAGAGACAGGAAAGCUUUUGAGUGGUCUUACGUGUGGAAAAUCAUUAAAAGUUGAUAAGGAUGAUCAGGAAGAGGAUGGUGAUAAUGAUAUGAAUGCAGAGAAUGCAGAAUUUGAAAAGCAAAAGAAAAAUAGAAAUAAGCGAUCAGAGGCGACGCUUGUUAAGGACUUUUCAGCAUUACAGAUUAAAAAGUUUGAUUUGGAAUUUUCUGUUGACCCACUUUUUAAAAAAGUUUCAGCAGAUUUUGAUGAAGGCGGUGCAAAAGGAUUGUUGUUAAAUCAUUUAUUUAUUGACCGUCAAGGUAGAAUUGUUUUUGAUACAGAUGAUGCUAUACCAGAUGAAAUUGAUUCAAUUUCUAAUGAGAAUAUUGAAGAUAUUGAUUUAAGUAGUCUUCAAGAAAAAUUUAUGUCUAUUAUGUCUAAUUUAGAUAAUAUUGAAAUAUGUCCCUCAUUCAAGAAUUUAAAUUUUGGUGGAGAUUUUUCUUUUUCUUCAUUAAAAAUUGUUAGUGAUUUUAAUGAAGAAAAUGGAAAUUUUUUAAUUAGUGACACUGUUUUACCUGAUGAAGAUGGAUCUGCAGAUGAAUAUGAUAUUGAUAAUAAACAACUUCCUAUGAUUAUUGAGGAUAAUUCUUCUGAUUUGCAACAAUGUAAUGUUUGGGGUGAAGACACAGUCUUAAAUAAAUUGGAGGAUCAUGAUGAGAAAUCAGAUCCAUUAAAAGUCUGGAAUGGAAAUGAUUUUAGUAUUACAAUGGAUGAAACAGAUGAUAAGAUUUUUGAGUAUUUCGAUCAAGCCUUAAAGAGGAAUUGGGUUGGACCCGAGCAUUGGAAAAUUCAGAGAUUGCAUAAAGGAAAAGCAGAUGUUGUAGAACCAAAAAAACAAAAGGAAAAAAAAGAGCCUUUCUUAAUUGAUUUUUUUGAUGAUAAACCCAUUGAUUUUGAUUCUUUAUUUUCCCCUGGAGGGACAAAUAUAUAUCUUCCUAAAACACAAUGGAUAUCAAAAACUCGAAAUCUUUUGCCUGAUGAUAUAUAUUUUAAUUCAAAACAACUUUUACGUUUCUUUACAAAGCCUAAAUCAAAGAUAUUUGGAAAAUAUGUAGAUUCUCGUGAAGAUAUAGAGAUUACUUCAAAAUUUUCUGCUAAAACUGGCGUUGAUAAUGAAGAGAAGAAAGACCAACCAACUUAUGAUGCAAGCUUUUUUAAUGAUCAAGAUAUCGGUGUAGCAGGCGAUAUUCAUGAUGAUGAUUACUUUUCAGAUGCAAAGGAAGAGAUCAUUCCUAAUGAUGAUGAACAUAAGACUGAUAUAGAAGUUUUAAAUUCAUUUAUUACAUCUUUUAAACCUAAAUCAGAUCAAUUAAAUUAUGCAAAAACUGCUAAAAAGGUAGACGUUAAACAAUUAAAGGAACAUAUUUGGAAAGAAUUGGAUUUUGAUAAUUUAAAAAAUAAUCAUAUCUUACAUUCUGAUCCUAAAAAAACUGAAAGGAAAUUUACUGAUAUUUUAAAAGGGCUAAAGAAUAUUUAUUCUGAAAAAGAAAUGGCUGAUAUUUCCAUUAGUUUUUGUUUUAUAUGUCUACUUCAUUUGGCAAAUGAAAAAGGUUUAAUCAUUCAAAAUAAUGAGAGUUUAACUGAAUUAAAAAUCAUGUUGGAUACAACAAUCAAACCAAUCUGAUGCAAAUUAUAUCUUAUCAAAACAGAUAUUUUUCUCCAAAAUG